This is a messenger RNA of Closterium sp. Naga37s-1, 426 nucleotides long. The record is from the annotation of a GenBank genome assembly. Lineage: Eukaryota; Viridiplantae; Streptophyta; Zygnematophyceae; Desmidiales; Closteriaceae.
AUGCACCCCGCCCCCAUUCUCCUGCUUUCCAUCACCCCGCCCGAUUCUCCCGCUUUCCAUCACCCCGCCCCAUUCUCUCGCUUUCCAUCACCCCUCCCCAUUCUCCCGCUUUCCAUCAACCCGCCCCAUUCUCCCGCUUUCCAUCACCCCGCCCCAUUCUCCCGCUUUCCAUCACCCUGCCCCAUUCUCCCUCUUUCCAUAACCCCGCCCCAUUCUCCCGUUGUCCAUCAACCCGCCCCAUUCUCCCUCUUUCCAUCACCCCGCCCCAUUCCCCCUCUUUCCAUCACCCCGCCCCAUUCUCCCUCUUUCCAUCACCCCGCCCCAUUCUCCCUCUCUCCAUCACCCCGCCCCAUUCUCCCUCUUUCCAUCCCCCCGCCCCAUUCUCCCUCUUUCCAUCACCCCGCCCCAUUCUCCCUCUUUCCAUAA